ACCACAGUUUCCGUGGAGUACCGAGAGACGGGUCAAAAGAACAGAGUCCAUUCUUGUGCAUGGCAUUGGAAAUAUAAAACCUGAGUUGCCGGUGAGGAAGCUCAACAUCGACUGCUGGCUGCUUUAGUCAUCCCAGAGGGUUGGCCCUGCCCUGGAGCAGGGAAGAGGCUGAAGCAUGAAGGCAGUGGCCGCUGUGGGAUGCAGUCUUUUAUUUACUGUGGUCGACGUGACACUCACCACGCUCCUGUACAUCCGUGGAGUCCAUAUAGAGCGCUUCUUCGAUGUGUAUGGAUCAGUGGUGGAUCUGUGGGCCGCCUCCCUCGUCAGGUCUUCCUUGCUGAUGGGUGCUGCUAUUGGGGUUUCCAAAAACACCACUGAGGGUCCCAAGCGGGUGAAGGACUUGGAGACUUUUACAAUUGUCAUGUGCCUGCUAACAGGCAUGUACUCUGUGAUCAAGCUGCUGCUGUAUUCUGAAGUCAUGGAGUCGCUGAGUGAUCCGUGGUUCCUGUGCCUGGUUGCAUGGACUUGUAUCUCCGCCCUUGCCACUUUCCUUACAUGGAAGCUGCUUUCUUUAGUACAGCCGGUGAGGGAAACAACCUUAGGCAUUAACUCAGAGGCUGCCAGCCCAGAGGAGACGGAAAGCCUGCUGGAUUCAGAGGAGGACAGCAGCAAAGGGGCCAAAAAAGACACUGCAUCUCCAGCAACAAUAGGCAGGCUCUUGUCAUACUCAAAACAUGAUGCUGCCUUGCUGGGACUAGCAUUUCUGUUUCUCAUCGUUGCUGCUGUAGGCGAAACCUUUAUCCCCUAUUACACUGGACUGGCAGUCGAUGCAAUCGUUAUUCAGAAGGACAUGGAAGCCUUCUCCAAAUCCAUGAUUAUUAUUUCAGUGUUUGCCAUUGUAAGUUCGUUUGCGGCAGGGGUUCGAGGUGGGGUGUUUUCUCUUGCUCUCGCCAGGUUAAACGUCCGAAUCCGCAACCUGCUCUUCAGAUCCCUAGUCCGCCAAGAAAUCGGAUUCUUUGACGCGAAUCAUACAGGGGACAUCACCUCUCGCCUGACCUCGGACACGACGAUGGUGAGCGACCUGAUCUCUCUGAACAUGAAUAUCUGUCUGCGCAGCCUGGUGAAGGGGGUGGGGGUGUGCGUCUUCAUGUUCACCCUGUCCUGGAAGCUCUCUCUCAUCACCUUCAUGGGCUUCCCCUUCGUCAUGCUGGUCUCCAAGCUCUACGGCAAAUACUAUAAGAGGCUUGCCCGGGAGGUCCAGGACGCCCUGGCCAAAGCGAACAACAUCGCGGAGGAGACCGUCUCGGCCAUGAAGAUGGUGCGGAGCUUCGCUAACGAGGAAGCCGAGGCGGGCGUGUACUGGGAGAAGCUGCAGCACAUGUACAAGCUGAACAGGAAGCAGGCCCUCGCCUAUGCCUGCUACAUGUGGUCCAGCAGUCUAACUGUGCUCGCCCUGCAAGUCAGUAUCCUUUACUAUGGCGGCCAUCUGGUAGUCUCUGGACAUCUGACCAGCGGGAACCUCAUUUCCUUCAUCAUCUAUGAACUGGAGUUAGGGGACUGCAUGGAGAACAUUGGUGCGGUGUACACGGGGCUGAUGCAGGGAGUCGGAGCUGCCGAGAAGGUCUUUGAGUUUAUCGACCGCAAGCCCCAGCUGUCCAGUGACGGGACCCUGGCCCCCGACACUCUCAAAGGGCUUGUCGAAUUCAAGAAUGUCACUUUCUCCUACCCCACACGCCCCGAGACCCAGGUCUUAAAGGACGUGUCCUUCACUCUUCACCCAGGACAGGUCACGGCUCUGGUGGGCCCUUCAGGAAGUGGGAAGAGCUCCUGUGUGUCAUUACUGGAGCAUUUCUACAGAGCCCAGGCUGGCCAGGUGCUGCUGGAUGGAACGCCCAUCGAGGAGUAUGACCACAGGUACCUGCAUACCAAGGUCUCUCUCGUGGGCCAGGAGCCAGUGCUGUUUGCCCGCUCUGUGCAGGAGAACAUUGCGUAUGGCCUGACUGAUUGCUCUCUGGAGGAGAUCGUUCAGGCUUCAAUGAAGGCCAACGCCCACGGGUUUAUCACGGAGCUGCCAGAUGGAUACAGCACAGAUGCCGGUGAGAAAGGCGCGCAGCUCUCCGGUGGUCAGAAGCAGCGCGUGGCGAUCGCUCGCGCUCUCGUACGAAGCCCCCACGUCCUCAUACUGGAUGAAGCCACCAGUGCACUAGAUGCUGAAAGCGAACAUAUUGUUCAGCAAGCUCUGAAUGGUAUCAUGCAGGACCGCUCGGUGCUGGUUAUAGCACAUCGCCUGAGCACUGUGGAAAAAGCCCACAAUAUCAUUGUAAUAGACAAGGGCGAGGUGUUGGAGCAGGGGACGCACAGAGACUUAAUGCAGAAGGAAGGUCUGUAUUCCAAGCUGGUGAAGAGACAGAUCCUGGGGAUAGAGACUGGGACUGAGACCAUGAACCGGGUUACAAGCAACCCCCCGAACACACUUCGAAAACAGAGAGAGUCAAAAAGGAAGAGCACUGAGUCAGGUGAAGAGUUCCACGUCUGAAUCAGUCCAGAUUGGGUCCUCCAUUGUCAAGCUUCACUGUAGAGUUGUCAUAUUUAUUUAUUGCGUUUAACCAGGAUUUGUUUCACUUUGGAAAAGGCUGCCUUAUCUCUAAAGUGGGGGAUGUCAGGUUAGAAUUGGACCGUAAUUAGGGUACCAUUUUAUUAGUUUUUAAGAUUGAACUGAAGUGCUUUGGAGAAAAAUCCAAGCCGGUGAUAAUUAAAGUGUCUGUGCAUUUAAGAGGUCCCCUCCCGGACACCAGCAAAACAAGACUGUUAUCAAAAUAGAGGGAUUAAAGCAGAAAGGGUCAUUAUUGAAUGUGCUGGAAACUCACUCCAAGAGAAAAUUCACAAACAAAACAGAAACACGUUUCAGAAGCGGGAGAGCAUCAGUUCUAAGCUGAGUUUACAUACAUAGUUUAGAGUUCAGUCAGGGGUGUCACCCACCAUCCUGUUAGUUCAUUAUUAAAUAGAAUAAAACCCCACAAAGUCUGGCUGACAGUUAUAUUAAUGACAUUUCCCACCACGAACUUUAUAAUAGUCAAUCAAGACCCUUUAAAUCUGUUCACCCCAGUUUCAGUAUUGGGGUAACAUAUGGGUCACAGGGCCGAACAGAAGAAAGAUAAAGCUGAAGAGUCAUUUCGUCAGAACGGACAGUUCUGGACAGUCAAAAUGUUCCUCCCUCCUUUCCUAAAAGCUGUUCUGCUUAUGUGGCCGAACGAUCCGGUCCAAUUGAUGAACAGAUCCAAAAACCUGUUCCUGUUCAACACGAAUAAGCAGGACGGGCCGAGGGCACAGAGUCUGUUCAACCCAGAUGGCACCAUUCUCUCUUCAGAUCCUGUCUUUAAAAGACAAAGCAAUAGAUACUGUAAUCAAGGGCAGUUUGAUUCCCAGUGAAAUUACUGUAGUCGAUUUAGUUAAGGGAAAUCCAAUGAAAAUGCUACAUAAAAACAACAGACCCAGAUAUGAACAAAUGUAAUGCUUCAACAUGAAUAACGGAUAUGCAAAUGAGAUACACAGCAUAAAGUAUGUCCAGACCAAGCUGUAUCACAAUUGAGUAAGCACUUUUCUACACAGUAUGUGAAAUGUAAGUGUGACGUACAGACAUGCAUACACCACUUGGUGGUGCUAUAACCCUGUUGUUGCUGCCGUGAGCUGUGCAUUUGGGUGUACAGCUGGCUCUUCUAGUCUGGGUUUUGUUUCAGCCCUGUUCUACAUUGUUUAAUUGAAGCAAUCACUCCAGACCCUGAAGUAGUUCAUUAUAUCAUUGCAUCUGUUAAACCUGGAGUGGAAUAGCCGUCGUGACUGGAGACUUCUAAUUUAUACAAUAACCUGAGCUUAUCAUAAAUCUCUGAUAGUCAAGCAUUACGUGUGGAACUGGAGGAUCUUUGAACGAGUGUCUGUUACUA
Messenger RNA from Acipenser ruthenus (sterlet), 3941 nucleotides. RefSeq names its product ABC-type oligopeptide transporter ABCB9. Gene Ontology annotation, molecular function: ATP hydrolysis activity; ABC-type oligopeptide transporter activity; ATP binding. Gene Ontology annotation, cellular component: lysosomal membrane. NCBI's taxonomy places the organism in Eukaryota, Metazoa, Chordata, Actinopteri, Acipenseriformes, Acipenseridae. The record is from RefSeq and is a predicted model, not a curated record. Gene Ontology annotation, biological process: peptide transport; transmembrane transport.